GGCAACCCUGCUCGGGAGCGAUAUCCUAUCCAUCUAAUGGUAUUUGUGCUUUUUCGGCUGUUGGCGCGGAAAAUUUGAGGAACGUAGCUUUGCAGCUAUUGUAUUAAGAGUAGGAAUAUAUUCUGCAUUAAGAAUCAGAAUGCCGAUGGCGUGCGACGAGAAGCUUUCCGAAAUCAAACUAAAGAGACUGCGAGCAUCAUAUACCAACAACAGCGAACGAUUCAUUCUGAAUGACCGCACUUUCGGUCGUCAGUAUGCAUCCUUUUAUUGCGCCCGCUACAAGUUGACAUAUCCAGUUUUGAAAGCACGAGCAGAAGAGAAAUGGGGAAUGGAAGUUACAUCCUUAAGUGAUCUUGCGGAAAAUAAGAUGUCUGUCAUUGUUGGGACAUUGUUCAAAGUUAUGGAACUCCAACCAAGCAUUCUGAAGGAAAUUAGUGAAGAGCAUAGCUUAGCUUCACAGCCCUGUAGAGCUCAUUUCACCGACAGCUCCGACACUCUUGUUCUGGAGGACAGUAAGCAACGCCUUCCGCUCUCUGGGGCUAUUGACGUUCAUUCACAUGUUACCGGUGUUCCUGUGGCUGUACUGGGCAGUGUGCAUGAAGACGGACGCUUUGAGGUCAAGGACGUAAGCUAUGCUGGCCUUCCAAAACAAAUACAGAGGCCAACGUUGAACCAGGACAAGUUUCUAGUCUUAAUAUCAGGAUUGGGUCUGGCGGAAAAGGCUGACAGCCUUCUGCCUUUCCAGCUUUUUGUGGAUUAUAUGUCUGGAUUUUUGGGCUGUGAUCAAGACCAGCAGAAAGCAUCUAAAGUGGUCCGUGUGGUCAUCGCUGGCAAUGUGCUGAAGCUGAAGAGCUCUCCAAAGGAGUCCUCCAAAGCAAAGUUUUCAGCCCGCAAGGAAUCAACUGCUGAUGCUUCGGCUGCUCGGCUCCUUGAUGACCUCCUAACUCAGCUUGCUAGCUUUAUGGAGGUGGACCUGAUGUCAGGCGAUGCAGACCCUUGCAGUGCUCUACUUCCACAACAGCCGCUUCAUCAUUGCCUUGUGCCACAUGCAGCACAGCAGUGCUCUAUAUUACAGUGUGUCACAAACCCUUACAUGUUUGACAUAGAUGGUGUUCGUGUUCUUGGCACCUCUGGUCAAAACUUGUCUGAUAUUAGACGCUACAGUUGCAUCUCUGAACCCAUUGAGGCACUCGCACGAACUUUAGAGUGGCGUCACUUGGUGCCAACUGCUCCUGACACUCUAGCUUCGUAUCCAUUUCCAGACAAGGACCCGUUCAUCAUGGAGCAGUGCCCACACAUUUACUUUGCAGGCAAUCAGCCAAAAUAUUCGACUAAGUUGCUCAAAGGUGAUGAGGGUCAGGAAGUUUUACUUGUGACAGUGCCCAAGUUCUGCGAGUCUCUCAGUUGCGUCUGGAUAAACCUUCAGUCAUUGGAAUGCCAGCCAAUGGUUUUUGAGGCCGACUUAUGAUCAUUACUUGGAAGGUUAUAUUUGCUGUUCCAUAUUAAAUUGUUGACACAGACCAUCACUGAUUGAGCAACACACACACACAGAAAGAAUUUUAUUUUGCAGAGCUGUCGUUACAGUUGUUUUUGUGUAAGGUGAAUGACAUUCAAUAAACGUUAUGAACGACA
Molecule: messenger RNA, 1632 nt
Organism: Ornithodoros turicata
Lineage: Eukaryota; Metazoa; Arthropoda; Arachnida; Ixodida; Argasidae
Gene: PolD2
Product: DNA polymerase delta subunit 2-like
Exons: 9
Coding region: 140-1468 (442 amino acids)
Biological process (GO): DNA replication; DNA strand elongation involved in DNA replication
Cellular component (GO): delta DNA polymerase complex
Molecular function (GO): DNA binding
Source: RefSeq, a predicted model, not a curated record